Messenger RNA from Opisthorchis viverrini, 408 nucleotides. RefSeq lists its product as hypothetical. The transcript is spliced from 3 exons. The record is from RefSeq and is a predicted model, not a curated record. NCBI's taxonomy places the organism in Eukaryota, Metazoa, Platyhelminthes, Trematoda, Opisthorchiida, Opisthorchiidae. Bases 1 to 408 code for a protein of 135 amino acids.
AUGCCCUUUCAGUGCCUGGCCGCCAUGCCACCAAAAGGAAGCACGAGGCAUGAGAUACUGCCAGGUUGCCCAAUGCAGAGGUCGGGUUCAAACUACGGACCUUUCGGUCACCAUCUCGCCCCGUCCGUGGUUGAGGCGAUUUCCAUCGGGUUGCGUAGCCCAUUCAUGUAUUGUCAAAAGCACUGUACCCAAACGGUUCAACUCAAUCUAAAGGUUCAACACAGCCAUCAGGUGGUUGUUGAUCCACAACCGGAAACACCGAACAAAUCUGUGAGACGAGUCAAUACGGGCCGCCAGGCCUGUGAUGAAAAAGUUACACUAGACAAUAAGCUCAGCGCAACACGGGACCAGCAGGAUGGCCCGAUGCGAACCGUACCUUUCGAAAAGUCGGUAGCAGGAAAGAUAUGA